Messenger RNA from Drosophila innubila, 728 nucleotides. RefSeq names its product androgen-induced gene 1 protein. Bases 4 to 675 code for a protein of 223 amino acids. The transcript has a single exon. Gene Ontology annotation, cellular component: membrane; endomembrane system. The record is from RefSeq and is a predicted model, not a curated record. Lineage: Eukaryota; Metazoa; Arthropoda; Insecta; Diptera; Drosophilidae.
GCAAUGAAGAAACGUUCCAGGUGGCUUCCCUGUCGAUUCCUGCUCCACGUGGUGGCAACUCUGAAUUUGGGAUACGCCGUUUAUUAUGACUACAAGUAUGCUGAGUUGCCAGCGAUGGCGAUGGAGCUGCGAAUGGUGACGCCACUUGGUGGCAAGUUCAAAUACCUGACCUUUCUCAAUGGUCUGCUGCAAACUGGAUAUUAUAUGCUGGCCUUGGGCUACGACUUGUAUCCUCUUCCUGGACUUCGUCAGCUGCGGGACUAUUUGUUGGCUAGUUUUGUGGUGCCUCUGGGACUGACUGUGAGCAUAACAUUUUGGACACUUUGCGGCGUUUAUGGAGAGUCUAUAUAUCUGGAUUUUCUGGAUCACAUCUAUCCCGGGUGGUUGAACCACACGAUGCAUACUCUGGUUGUGGUGUAUGCUCUGUUGGAAAUCUGUCUUGUACCACACCAAUAUCCACAGCGGAAUAGGGGAUUUACUGGAGUUGCCAUAGUCAUGGGAUGUUACCUGGUAUGGUUAAACUUGGUUCAUUAUUGGACUGGUAUCUGGAUCUAUCCAUUUUUGAGUGCACUCUUGAUACCACAGAGGUGGUUCUUCUUUGCCCUGGUCGUGGGUUUGUCCUUUGUGUACUAUUUGCUUGGCGAGCAACUGAACUAUGCUCUCUGGGCACAAUAGAAGUCACAAGGAAUACGACUUGUGAACGUAAUAAAGCAAUUUCCGUUACUCCA